AUGGAGUGAUUGUAUACGCGCGUUCUUCUCACUUUGCACAGUUUUAUCCAUACAACUUUGAUCACUUUUCAUCUUAUCUUUUCUCUCUACUUGCCUCAUGUAUAUAAAUCUUCGAUAACUGCAAGUAAUCACAAUCGAUGAUUUUUUUCGAUCGAAAUAGUUUCGUAGAGGACGAUCGAUGAGAGUACGUUCUAUUUGGUGCUCAUAACGCUCACAAAUAUCAUUCUUGUUUAACAGUUGACAAACAACAAUGAAAUGCUUACACGAACGUUGCGAACGUCAAGUGAAACGUACUUUAAAUGAACGUAUGUUAACAUAUGUACUAUGUACCAUACCUAGUACAUACAUAUAAAAAUCGUUUCUCAGUUAUAACUGUACGCUUUUAGGUUAGGACGCAACAAUUAGAGAAUGUGUAUUGUACUAGAAAAUCGUCGAGUGAAAGUGCUGAUUGUCAAAAAUUCCGACAGAGUAGAGGGCUGACAACGCUAUCGCGUGUCCUAAAAUAGACGAUAUUUUAGAAAAUGUUGCGUGAGAAACUUCAGUGUAGAUAUUAGUGAUUUUUCCAUGGAUAAUUCACUGGCAUCAACGUUUCCCGAACAAAAACAAUGUCAGAAGUGGUAUUUGCAGGACUUCACAUAUGUUGAAAAAACAUCUAUAUAUUUCUGAGUCUGAUCAAAUAUCUCCAACCAUUAUGGCAGAUGAGGAAGGUACGGAAUGGCUUCAAGAACUGCUGCAUGAUGUGCAGCUCUCCCAAUUCUUUACGCGAAUCCGGGAUGAUCUGCAGAUUACUCGUUUGCAUCAUUUUGAUUACGUCCAAGCAGAAGAUUUGGAGAAAAUUGGUCUGGGUAAACCUGGUGUCAGACGUCUGUUGGACACGAUAAAGAAAAGACGAAAUACCCAAUGGAAAAAGAGUUUAAUUACUAAAAUUAAACCUGGUAGCAGCGGUAAAAGCAACAAGCGAGUUUCACAGUCCGUCGAUACUUCCUCGGUGCUGACAUGUCUUAUACAAGACAAAGAUGUGACAUUAUCCGUUAAAUUAGGCGAUGGAAGCUUUGGUGUAGUGAGAAGAGGAGAAUGGAGCUCCCCCUCAGGGCGAACUCUGCCUGUCGCUGUGAAAGUUCUCAAAGCAGAUGCUUUAACGCAACCAAAUGUUAUAGAAGACUUCAUUUCAGAAGUUCAGGCGAUGCACACUUUGGAUCAUCAUAAUCUUAUUAGAUUGUAUGGUGUGGUGCUAUCGCAACCGAUGAUGAUGGUGACCGAGCUCGCACCUUUAGGUGCGUUACUUGACUAUUUACGGCAGCAAUGCAGUAGAAUCUCGAUUCUCACACUCUGUAAUUAUGCGCUGCAAGUUGCCACGGGUAUGGCAUAUUUAGAAGCGAAGCGUUUUUUACAUCGCGAUUUGGCGUGCAGAAAUGUUUUACUGAGUACCAUCGAUAAAAUCAAAAUCGGCGACUUCGGUUUGAUGAGAGCACUUCCUCAACAAGAAGAUUGUUAUGUUAUGACAGAACAUAAAAAAGUACCUUUUCCUUGGUGCGCUCCUGAGUCUCUCAAGGCUCGACAUUUCAGUCAUGCGUCAGAUGUCUGGAUGUUUGCUGUGACACUGUGGGAGAUGUUAACGUUUGGCGAAGAACCCUGGCUAGGAUUAAACGGUUCUGAAAUCUUGCGUAAAAUCGAUCGUGAGGGUGAGCGGCUUCACAAACCAGAAGCAAUGCCUCCAUAUAUGUAUGAGUUGAUGCUUCGUUGCUGGGCGAGAGAACCCUCGGAGAGACCAACAUUUGCUUUGUUGAAGGAAUCACUGACUGGUAUGGUGCCGUCUGUAAUGAAGGCUCUAACUGCCUUCGAGGAAGCCGGCAAGAUGUCCAUCGAUCCAGGAGACCAGAUUGCGAUCAUCGAUGGACGACCAGAAAAUUACUGGUGGAAAGGCCAAAAUCAACGAACUUUUCAAAUAGAGCAUUUUCCACGUUGUUUAGUUGAUCCAAUGCGCCGAAAACAACCAGAGGAUAUCAGCAAGCCGUUGGAGAAUUCAUUCAUUCAUACAGGACACGGAGCGCCCUUUGGCAAGAGCUGGGGCAGUCCCGUUUAUAUUGAUGAUGUAUAUUUAAGAAACCCAAUGGAUCCUCCGGAUGUGUUGGUGGCAGCCUCGGUUGAUAAUCAGACAAAAAAGAAAUUUUCUUGUGGUACUCCGCGUACUAAAAAACAAUUUAAUUACACAAAAUUGCACAACGAUGCUAGGUCGAGUCCUAUCAAGGUCUCACAAGUAUCGUCAACCUCGAGUAUAAGCCAAGAGGAUACUCUGAUCGAUUUGUCCAUCGAGGAGUCAGCGAGCACAAAUGUACAUGUCGCAUGUAAGCGAGUAAUUAAUAUUCUGGAUGAACCCAUUGAUGAUGAGAGAUUAUCCUGGCAGGAUGAGGAAGGUAGAACAUAUGCCAAUUUUCCUGGUAAUGUGGAUCCUGCGUAUUCUGAUCCAUUUGAUACUUCCGCGGUAUUUAUGAAGCCGCCACAUUCGCGAUAUUAUAGUCAUGUGCCUACUGAUGUAUCUAAUAAUUAUCUGAAGACGCAGACGUAUGGAAACGUGAGUGAUCAGGAAGAAAAAGAUAACGUUCAAGAUGUUGUGAAUUGUUUGAAUAAUUCCACUGAUACAGAGGAGACUUGCCAAUACUCGAUGAAUCUAUACAAAGGAUGUCAGGAGAAUGCAGUUAAUUUGAAUACAGACGUGAAAGAAGAUGACAUUACAAAUCACUAUAGUGAAAUAGAUAAAAUCAGCCCGUGUGCAUCAAGCUGGUCUACCUGGUCUAAUUGGCCGGAAGAUUUGCGAAAAACUUCUACCGCGCAGACGUAUGUUAAUAUUUCUAACAACAGUCCCACAUCCUCAUUUGCUACUAUAAUUCCUCCUCAUCCUCUUCCUCUUCUUCCUCCACCUCCACCACCACCUCCACCUCCUCCCCCUCCCCCUCCUCCCCCUCCUUCUCUUCCUUCUCCUCCUUCUCCUCUUCCUUCUCUGCCUCCUCCUCCUCCUUCUCUUGACCCGAACGUGAGCCUGCCGAAGCCUAAGUCUAAUUUUGAGCUCGCGCAGAGCAUGAACGAGCUGUCGUUGAAUACUAAUUCUGAUCGUCAAGAAGUUGCUGCUGUUGCCAAGAAGUUGGAUCCGGUUUUCUUGGCCGAGCUGGAGAAACAUUUAGGCGAGAAGGAGGCGACCAAGAACAUGAACGCUAGCAACAGUAAACGCCAACAGCCGGAAACUAUUUCCGCAAAUUAUUUACACGACUCAUCGUUAGAAAAAUUGCAACAGAAUUCUACGUCUACUCAUCAGAUUUCAACGAUAGAGGACGCUACCAGACCUUUGUUACUUAUUCCAGCGUUAAAGCCUCCACCACAAGGAAAACCGAAAUCGCCGGUGGCAACUAUAAAUCGAGCAAACGCUUUAUCGACAUCAUCUAGCAAAGUACAGAACUUCUGGCAGCCAAAAAGCACAAAUGUUCAAAGACCGCGACUCCAGAACGACCACUGUGUAUCAGAAUCCGCCACUGAGGCUAUAAUGAGUCAAAUUUGGCAGCAAACGCAAGGUCUAUCGCAGCAGCCAAAUAUUUGCCUGACUAAUUCGGCAGCUAACCAAAUAUUAAUGUCCGUUUCAGUGACUCAAGCGAACGUUAAUCGGCAUCAAGAAACUGCUAGCAACUCUUUCGAUAAUGAUACGAGUGAUCAAAAUCAAUAUAGUUCCUACAAUGUCACCAAGGCCACUACUCUUAUACAGACACAAGCUUGUCUGUCAGAUCAAAAUUAUCCUCAAAAUACGUUGCAUGUCAAUCAGGAUAAUAUCAAUUUGUUUGAAGGAACUUCUGAUAAUACUACUGAUAGUAACACGAACGAGACUCAACAUGGAUCUUGCAACCUUGUCAAAACUGCAAUGGACCAAACACAAAUUUGUCCGUCAAACAGCCAAAGUUAUCUUCCAAAUUCAUUGAGCAUUGACCACGAUGUUUUCAAUUUGCAACAGAUCGCCAUUAGUAACAUUUCUUCCAGUGCCAGGAAUUAUCUUCAGUGCGAUGCAGCUAAUAUUUCUAAAAUGAAUCAAACCCAGAUUUGCUCAUUAACCAAUGGAAGCCAGCAUUAUCUUCAUAAUACUGACUUUAAUCUACUUCAAACGACUGCCAAUUAUGUUUCUGACAAGAACAGGGGCGAAUUCUCUCAGCAUGGGCAUUGCAAUAUCUCCAAGGUUGCGUCUAAUCAGGCACAGAUUUAUUCAUUAUCAAAUCAAAAUUACUCACCGAGUAUAGCACCAGGUUUUUGUAUGGGUGAUUUCGCGUUGCCUCAAGCCUGUCCUCAAAAUAUGGCAGUAUCAUCUAGCACAAGUAACGUUCAUGAAAUCGCCCACAUACAAAAUAACUUGCAGCAGUCGCAACAAUUAAAACCUGUUACACUUUUAUCUCAACAAGUAUACGCCGAAUUGAAACAAACGGUCCCUAAUCUAGAGCAGCUGUCUCAGAACGAAUUUAAUACACUCUACAAUAAAACUGUUCGACAGAACAUUCUCCGAAAUUACUAUUCUAAUAACCUCAGCAGUGAAUCCAGCCAAAAUCAUGUUCAGGAAACUACUGGUAACCAACCAUUACAAAAGAGUAUCAACCUCAAGAAUCCGCCUAUUCAAGGACACGCUUGCGACUUUAGUUCUUAUCUGAAACAGCCGCCGACUUAUACCCCCCCACCUGCUGCUCCUCUUAUGACUCGAAGCUUACUUAAAUCUAGCCAGAAUGAGUAUAUGCAGAGUCAUAAUCCCGCAACUAAAUGCAACUUGAGUAGACCUUCCAAUCUAUUGCAAGCUGAAGCUUCUACGUCGACUAAAAGUGCAUUAACAACGCUGAAUGACUUUGCUGCUGCCAAGGUGAAUUUAUUACAGGUCAAUCAGCAUUCUGUCUGCACUAGUCCACCGCUCACCGCAGCUUCUCAGCAAUUGGUAAUGUCAUUAAGCGACGAAUUUAGAAUGAGUAAAAUCAUGAAGGUACAGAAAGAGACCGUAGAUGCGUCGCAGCAGGAGAUAUUAGCUGCAUUACAGGCAACUGGUUGGGAUACAAAUCAAGCUGCUAAGCAGAUCGCGAAGGACAGGCAGGUCAAACUUGAAAAUCUCAUGAGAUUGGGAUUGGCUACUAAACAACAAUGUGAAAAUGCUUUAAAGCAGACUAAAUAUGACGUAGAAGUAGCAGCUUCGUUGUUGCUCGAUCAGGCCAGAUGAAGAACAAAUGCAGUUAAUGUCCCGACACCUAUGGUACAGCGAUAACUCUGCAUAGGGUAAUGUGGUAAUUUUUGAAUAUGAUACAAUAAAUAAAAUUUGAAUUCAAUUUUUGAAAUUCAAGUUUGAUUUUUUCUUGUUUAGUACCCUUCAAUACUCUUCAUACAUGGAUCAGCAUUAGCAAAUUUAAACGUCAAAAAUUAAAUUAUUUUGUUCAAAAUUGUAUUGUACCAUGUUCGAAAUGUACCGCCUUAACCUACGCAUUUAUUUAUAAAUAAAAACAAACAGAAACUGUUGUGCUUAGAAAGCAAAAUCGAUCAGAGAUCACUUAUAAAUGUUUUGCAUUCCGAUUACAUUUUAGCGAUUGACUGAUGUUGUUAUUGGCUAUCGCAUAUAAAAUAAAAACUGUUAUGCGUAUACGUAAUCAAGAGAUGGUACUGGUAAAGAUAUUGCGCGUCAAUGAUAUUAUUUUUAAGAUGUAACGAAUAUAAUUCUGAAACUGUGAUAUGUUAUUGAUCUUUGUUUGGAUUUACGCUCAU
Mycetomoellerius zeteki is the source of this 5763-nucleotide messenger RNA. RefSeq names its product activated Cdc42 kinase (gene Ack). Lineage: Eukaryota; Metazoa; Arthropoda; Insecta; Hymenoptera; Formicidae. The transcript has 5 exons. The coding region runs from base 638 to 5227 and encodes 1529 amino acids. Gene Ontology annotation, biological process: protein phosphorylation. The record is from RefSeq and is a predicted model, not a curated record. Gene Ontology annotation, molecular function: ATP binding; protein tyrosine kinase activity; protein binding.